Wyeomyia smithii (pitcher-plant mosquito) is the source of this 4829-nucleotide messenger RNA. RefSeq lists its product as uncharacterized. The transcript has 2 exons. The record is from RefSeq and is a predicted model, not a curated record. Gene Ontology annotation, biological process: DNA integration. NCBI's taxonomy places the organism in Eukaryota, Metazoa, Arthropoda, Insecta, Diptera, Culicidae. Gene Ontology annotation, molecular function: nucleic acid binding. Bases 8 to 3616 code for a protein of 1202 amino acids.
CACCGGUAUGGAAUUGCCAAAUGACAUUAACCUCGCAGACCCAAAAUUCUACGAGCCAGGCUCGAUAGACAUCAUCAUCGGAGCGGGAUUAUUUUACGACAUACUGUCAGCAGACAAGAUCAACCUUGGAAGUGAUGGUCCAUCUGUGCAAAAUACUCUUUUUGGGUGGAUAGUUUGUGGGAAAAUUUCGGAUGAUUUCAGACACACUCAACCUGUUACUGCUAAUACGUGCAGCGAACGGUUAGAUGAACUUGUAGGGAGGUUUUGGGAGCUUGAGACUUGUCGAUCCAACAGUGUUCACUCGGUAGACGAAUCAGCAUGUGAAGCAUGGUUUGAUCGUACCACAGUCAGAGACUCCAACGGAAGAUUCAUUGUGACGUUGCCGAAAAGGGAUUCACUCGUUUUUAAACUGGGCGAUUCGAAACACACUGCGCUGAAACGUUUUCUUGCCUUAGAGAGACGACUGGCAGGCAACACUAUAGUCAAAGCUAUGUAUGAGCAGUUCAUUGAAGAAUAUUUGCGAUUGGGUCACAUGAGAGAGGUGACGGAUGACGAUGAAUCAACAGCCCCACAGUAUUAUAUACCGCACCAUUACGUGCUUCGGCCUGACAGUUCAACCACAAAACUGCGCGUGGUAUUUGACGCAUCAUGCACCACCAGCAGUGGCAUUUCUCUCAAUGAUUCUCUUUUGAUCGGUCCAACGGUGCAAGAUGAUUUGCUUGCAAUUGUUUUGCGAUUUAGGCUACAUCGGUAUGCUGUUGUCGCCGACAUCGAAAAAAUGUACCGCAUGGUACGAGUUCAGCCCGGCGAUUGGCGGCUGCAACGAAUAUUUUGGCGAGCGAAUCGGAAUGAAUUUAUUCGCAUUUUUGAACUUCAAACCGUCACUUACGGGACAGCGUCAGCACCGUAUUUGGCGACGAAAUGCUUGAAACGCCUAGCAGAACUCGACGGAAGCAAGUAUCCAGCAGCAGCGAAGGUACUGGCGGAAGAUUUUUAUGUCGAUGAUAUGAUGUCCGGAACUGAUAGCAUCGACGAAGGUGUGCGGCUGUGCGCCAGUAUGCAAGCACUAUUGAACGGAGGUGGAUUCACACUGCGUAAGUGGAGUUCUAAUUGUCCUGCCAUACUAGAACAGAUACCAGACGGAUUCAAAGAUGAUCGCACGUCAUUUGAGUUGGAUGAAUCGAGUGCCACAAUAAAAACACUAGGGCUCAUCUGGGAGCCCCGUCUAGAUUGCUUUAAAUUCAGGAUUCCUGAGUGGAAUUAUUCAGAAAUUUGUAAGCGUACUGUCGUGUCUGACCUGGCAAAGGUUUUCGAUCCGCUUGGACUAGUUGGCCCGAUUGUCAUCACAGCAAAAAUAUUCGUCCAAUCCCUCUGGAAGCAGAAGGUUUCGUGGGACGAAACACUUGCACAUGUGCUCAAAAUGCAGUGGAACGAAUUCCGGCACGGCUUGGAGAAUCUAGUUAAUUUGAAGGUACCGCGGUGGAUUGCAUUCAACAACGACUGUCGCACAGUUGAGCUACACGGGUUUUGCGAUGCAUCGACAGUGGCCUACGGGGCUUGCAUUUACUUGCGAUGCACACAUCACGACGAAAGCGUUACAUCGCACCUGAUUGCCGCGAAAUCUAGAGUCGCACCGCUUGAGGAUAUGAAAAAGCGAAAGAAAAAGCAAUCUAUUCCACGUUUAGAGCUGUCGUCUGCCUUACUACUGACACAUUUGAGUGAGAAGGUGGUUAGCAGUUUGAAGAUUUCGGCCCGUCAACAUUAUUGGACAGAUUCAAUGAUAGUGCGAUAUUGGCUUGCAUCGGUUCCAUCGCGUUGGCAAGUGUUUGUGGCCAACCGAGUGUCCGAAAUCCAGCACGCAACUAAAAAUGGAAGGUGGAGUCAUGUCCCAGGUACAGAUAACCCAGCCGAAGUUCUUUCGCGUGGCACUACAGCCGAACAACUGAUACACGAUAAGCUGUGGUGGGGCGGACCACAGUGGCUGCAAGGAGAUGAAACUGCGUGGCCGCAGAGUGUGGCCAUCUCUGAAGCAAACUUCGCAACUUCUCUACUAGAAGAACAUUCUGCUGUUUGUACGGUAGCUCAUGUAUCUCCCCCAAAUGAGAUAUUUAGUUUGAAAUCGUCGUUAACAAGCUUGGUACGACUCGUGGCAUGGUUUCUGAGAUUCAAACACAACUGUUGCAAGGGCAAUCGCGAUAACCGAUGGUCUGGACAGUUAACGUUCAUCGAAAGAGAAACAUCGCUUCUUCAUCUCGUAAAAUUGGCUCAGCACGAGCGUUUCGGACAAGAAAUCAAGGAUUUGCUACAAAAAACCGAAGUUAAACCGACAUCCCGCAUUAAUUCACUCUGCCCAAAAAUCCUGGAUGGUAUAGUUCGCGUCGGCGGCCGGCAUGCGAAUGCGCAGAUUUCAACCGGAAGACGACAUCCGAUAAUUUUGGACAAAGAUCACCCGCUAACUGAACUUAUCGUAUUGCACUACCAUCAUAAGCUGCUACACGCAGGGCAACAGCUGCUCAUUGCCAGUGUUCGAGAGCGAUUCUGGCCAUUGAGCAUCCGCAAUCUCGCCCGCAAAAUCAUUCACCGUUGCGUCUUUUGCUUUCGAGUCAAACCAACUGUGCACGAGCAAUUGAUGGCUGAUCUACCCUCAGAACGCGUGACACCUGCCCCACCGUUUUUACGUGUUGGUGUCGACUACUGCGGACCGUUCCAGACAAAUUACGCAAAUCGCAAGAAGGGUCCGCUAAAAUGCUAUGCUGCUAUUUUUGUAUGCCUCGUUACCAAAGCAGUUCACAUCGAAUUGGUUGCGGAUUUGACGACAUCCGCAUUUAUAGCUGCUUUUAAACGGUUUGUGGCGAGACGAGGUAAACCGUCGAUCGUCAUGUGCGAUAACGGCAAGAACUUUGUGGGAGCUAAGCGUGAACUAGAUGAACUGCGCAAGGUUUUUCUCACUCAGCGAUCGCAAGAGCAAAUUGUCUCAGAAGCAGCAGAUGACGGUGUCGAGUUUAAGUUCAUUCCACCUAGAUCUCCUAAUUUUGGCGGCUUGUGGGAGGCUGCCGUUAAGUCCAUGAAGCAGCAUCUCAAACGGACAAUCGGCAUGAAGGUUCUCACACCAGACGAGCUUCAAACGAUACUUGUACAAAUAGAGUCAUGUCUAAAUUCAAGACCUCUUACUCCUUUGAGUAAUGACCCCGGAGACUUUGAAGUACUAACUCCAGGGCACUUUUUGGUUCAACGCCCACUCACCGCACUACCAGAGCCAGCACUCAACGAGGUUCCAGAGAAUCGGCUUUCUCGAUGGCAGUGCGCACAAGAUUUCCUGCAGCGGAUUUGGGGGAAAUGGUCAACGCAAUACUUGUCCGACUUGCACAACAGGACGAAGUGGACGAGGCAACGUAACAACCUUUUCGUGGGGAGAAUGGUCUUGGUGAAGGAAGACAAUCUUCCCCCGCUCAAAUGGGCUCUCGGUCGAGUGACGCAUGUCACUAAGGGAGCAGACGGCAACAUCCGGGUGGUGAUGGUGAAAACGAAGGACGGUAACUUCUCACGGGCAAUAAGUAAAAUCUGCAUUUUGCCCAUACGUGACAACGAUCAACCACACACAGAAGGGAAGAACUAAGGCUUCCCCAUCAAAGGCGCUUAAGCGCCUGCGGGAGCCACGGGGCUCCCGCGUUCCACUGUCGUCGGUCGUCAAGGGUCGGUCGUUGACCACCCACAACAUCUCUUCGUGAUGCUCUGAAGUGGAAAUUUGGUUCCAGUUUUAUCUCACUCGCUCAACUCAGCAACUAAUCUGCAUGCAAUAUCGGGAUCGGCUGGUGAUGAUGGCCACGUCACUUAGUCUGGUUUGGUUGCUUUUCUCAAUUAUCAGGACUGAGACCACUGGAGUCAAUUUCAACACGCAAGACCAUCGAAGACACCACUUUGUUACCACAUCGUUUAUCCGAAAUUUUAUCGUAUCAUCAUCAUGACUUCAUUGGAUGUCCAAGAAUGCCGCGCAAGGCAUUACAGUUCAUCAACGUAAACGCAUCUCAACAAAUGCAUCAACCAAGGAAUACAUCAUCGGCGCUGGGCGCCCGCGGAGGCGCGCAAGCCUCCGCACCAGGGAAGUCUUUUCGAAUUUGUUUUAUGCUUGUAAAAAAUCGCCUCUCAUAUGUUUCAGUAUGCUCUACAUUCACGAUGACCGGGGAGUGCACCCCAGGACGGUCACAUCGCACGAAUUCACCCAGGGAGACCGGUACAGGACCGGUGUGUUCAACGCAGAACGGAAAAUCGCCAGCUAAUUAUACUACAAGGAGUAGUAGGAGCAGAUAUUUCGUACACCCGCAUCAAUCCAGCAACAGCUGUAUCGAAGACGCUUACCCCACUCACUUCCAACCAGGAAAAGGUUCAUCUAGUACACAUAAUAUACUACACGAAGAAACCAAUUGUCAAAGGAAAAUAUAUAUGUAAGAUAGUUAUGUUUUCUGCGAUAGCCAUUAGAUUAGUCAGUAGAUUAGUUUAGAAAUACCGCAUAUUUCUAAGGCGGCCGGUAUGUUUAUAAUUAUGUAGUUUUUUGUCCAGCAGACCCACUCUGUAAUUGACGUUAGCUUCAUCGAUCAAGAGAGUGUCUAAUCUUAUUCUCAAUACACUAAUAUCAGAGCACUAUCAGUGAUAGCAGAGUAGAUCAAUUCUCUCGAUAACAGAUUACCUAUAAAUACGCAUGAAUCUGGGACUCUGUCUCUUCUUGCUUGUUCAGCACCAAUAAAUGGUUCAUGGCGAUCGCGACGUUCAUUCGUUAGUACAUUUAGUGCUUCAAUAAAUUCAGUUAAGUUGGAAAAUUGUGUUUCAUAAAA